AUUACUUUUGCGACUCCACUUAAAAUAUUCCCUACAACACAGACUCACCUGAAGACCCAUGGGUUACGAUGUAUGUAUCGGAAGAACACCGCUACUACCGAAAGGCGAGAAAAAAGUUUUCAUUGAAGACCUAUGGCCUAUUGUGUCUCUGGCUAAUUUUGGCCUUAAUACAAUGGAUAGUGGUCGCAAUAAUAGAAGAUGCAAGGCAUACUUUCCGUUCGCUAUACUACAUAUGUUUCGUGACCUUUGCACUGGCCGUAUUGCUAUUCACCCUGUUCAUUUUUAUUGAGAAGAUGCGUUUUAUGAAAGGUGUAAAUUUUGCCGUGUCACUUAUUAUUGUUGAGCUUCAGAUCAUAUCGACAUUUGCUCUAGUAGCUCUGAGUUGGUGGGCGGAGGUUCUGGCCUUUUUUUUAGUGGCUUUAUUAUUGGUGGUGAUAUUCUUAAUAAUAGGAAUAUUUCUACCAGCUAAGGCGGAUCUCACCCUGGACAUCGCGAUUUUAUUUAUAAUCGCAUUUAUUUUCCUAAUUAUCGCGAGCUUCGUUCUAAUGUUCGAGUUACUUGUCUGGAAAACGAUUCCUUGGGCAUAUUUGGUGGUGGAAAUAUCUGUAACCUUGACUAUUCUUCUUUUUGUUAUGUAUCAUGGUCAAACUAUUCAUGGAAACCGAUUUGCCGAAAUGCGUCUAAACGAUUUCUUUCUGGGAUCCCUUAUUCUGUUUCACGACUUUCUUAUCAUUUACUGGCUGACAUUCUACUGGCAGACUAAAUACAGACACCUCACGCCUGAUUCUUGGGUAGCAACAUCUACCCGUGACCCGGAAUAUAAUAAUAAUACUAGAUAUAGAAAUAUUGACAGUAAUUUGGACUGGGAGCAGCCACACGAUCGAACAACUAAUCUACCCUGGGAAAAUGAGAAUUGGUCUACCAAAGAUGAUGAUGGAGGCGAUCCCAAUCGUGGCGAUAAGCUUUACCCGCAGAUUCCAAAAGGAAGGGGUGGAAAUCGGGAUCGAGGAAUAUAUGGAAAUCGAGACUUCGGUGAUGAUGAACUUUAUCCACAGGAUCCAAAAGGAAGGGAUGGAAAUCGAGGCCGCGGAAUUUAUGGGAAAGGAAACCAAGGUGAUGAUGAGCCUUAUCCAGAGAUUCCAAAUGGAAGAGGAGGAAAUCGGGAUCGGGGAAUCUAUGGAAAUAGAAACCAUGGUGAACGAGAUCCCACGGAUAGACGACAGCCAAAUAAUUGGGUAACCACUAAAGAUUGGUCGGUUUACAAACGGAGACCAAGUCACGAAAAUAGGAAUGGAGCCCGAACCAAUAGUCCAACAACAACUUACGAUUACCUCACAACUUAUUAUCAUGAUGAAUGGGAUCCUGAAUAUAUAACACAGGGUUUGGAAAAGGAAGUGCCCUUUGACGAUCAUUUUGUCGAUGAUUCUAAAGAUCAACCUGGAGAAGAUAUUUUAAAUCCAAUGCCCGACGAAGAUUAUGAAGAAUAUAUGGAUCAUGGUGAUGACGAAGGAAAAUCGGCAGUUGGCCUAGAAAAUCCAUCUAUCGAUUUUCCUUCGGCAGACCACCAGCCAAGUGAUGAUUCUGAAAAGAGGGAAGAGCCCAAGACCGACGACUCUCCGAAUAUAUAUAUAGUUCCUAGGACUCAGUCAGGAAAUCGUAGUGCGAAUGGAAAUCUAGAAAUAUUAAAUCCUAUUGAAAAUAGUCAAAAGGUUAAUAAUUUCAACAAUAGAAUCCCCAGCUUAAUUGACGAUGAAAUUAAAGGAUCAACCAGAGGCGAGCACUUAAAAGGAAAUCCGGAUGUCAAAAACAUACCCCAAUGGGAAGAGUUGAGCGAAGAUCAAAUAAAGAUAUUAUUGGGCCGAAGGACAUCAAAGGAUUUGGAGGAUUAUCGAACAAUUAAGAAUCGCUGGGUUGAACCAUUAAUUACAAGAGAGCCCUAUAAACCAAUAAACCUUCCAGAGAACGAAAAGCUUGUAAUAAAUGUCAGCUCGAACGUAUUGAUAUGAGCUUUUAAAGCCGAUAGACAAUAUAUGAAUUAUUCUCCCUCGUAAAUUUAA
Messenger RNA from Drosophila ficusphila, 2057 nucleotides. RefSeq lists its product as uncharacterized. Bases 69 to 2006 code for a protein of 645 amino acids. The transcript has 8 exons. The record is from RefSeq and is a predicted model, not a curated record. NCBI's taxonomy places the organism in Eukaryota, Metazoa, Arthropoda, Insecta, Diptera, Drosophilidae.